Cinara cedri is the source of this 1059-nucleotide messenger RNA. The record is from the annotation of a GenBank genome assembly. Lineage: Eukaryota; Metazoa; Arthropoda; Insecta; Hemiptera; Aphididae.
AUGAAGAUUAUUGCAAGAUGUACGGUGAGACUUUUGCAACAAAUUUUGAAGAACAAUCCACAUAUAAAAUAUCAGCACGUUAUCGGAUUCAGCUUGGGAGCUCAAAUUGCGGGAACUAUAGCAAAAAUAUUGAAUGAAAAGAAGAUUGACAAACUCGAUAGAAUAACAGGUGAGUAAUACAUGGUAUAUAAUAUUAUUUUCAUAAAUUCAGUGUUAUAAUUUCAUUGCAAUAGUGAAAUUUACAGUUUAAAGAAAAAUUAUAAGACCUAAAUGAUGGCGGUGGUAAAUUAAUUGAAUGCUUAAAGUUUCCCAACAUUUUAUGAAAACAAUUUUGUAGUUAGAGAUACAAUCACGUUUUUAAUAUACAUACAUUUAAAAUGUGUAGGUUUAAGUAUAUCACAUACAACAGGAUAAAAAGUAUACCAUAAUUGAUUAAAAUUUGAUUUGAUAGGCCUAGAUCCGGCUUUACUUCGUUUUGAAAACGGAGGCAGUAUAUUGAACGCGGAUAGCGCAACCGUAGUAGACAUUAUUCAUACAAAUUCUGGGGUUUCAGGACAAAUUUUACCGAUUGGAACUGUUGAUUUUUAUGCCAAUGGCGGAAUCAGACAACCGGGUUGUGAAUACGAUUGUAAGUAUAUAUUUUUAAUCUUUGAAUAUCAAAGUAAAUGUCAAUUACGUAAAUGGUUGAAAUUUUCAGUGUAUCCGGUGUAUUGUCAUCACCAUAGAGCCUAUUAUUAUUUUGCAGAGUCGAUCAACUACAGAAGAUACAAUUAUGGAAUUUUCGCUAAUUUAUCUUGCUCUUGUUUGGCCAAAGAUUUUUCGUUGUUAGGUGGUGAUUUCGAAGACGUUCACGUAAGGGUCGGAGAAUAUCUCGAUUUAAAGUAAGUUUAUAUUCGUAACCCAAAUAAAGAAUUCACGGAUUAUAAGAUAUAUUUGUUCGGUUUUACAAACCAUUACAAACUAAUUAUUGACUUUUUUUGUUUUUGUUUAAUUUUUAGAACUCGAGGUGUUUACUAUUUUAAAACUAAUAGUGUUAUGCCUUUCGCUCUAAAAGUAUAG